Messenger RNA from Cyprinus carpio (common carp), 2566 nucleotides. Its product is annotated as transcription factor Sox-8-like. Gene Ontology annotation, molecular function: DNA-binding transcription factor activity, RNA polymerase II-specific; RNA polymerase II cis-regulatory region sequence-specific DNA binding. Gene Ontology annotation, biological process: morphogenesis of an epithelium; negative regulation of transcription by RNA polymerase II; neural crest cell development. NCBI's taxonomy places the organism in Eukaryota, Metazoa, Chordata, Actinopteri, Cypriniformes, Cyprinidae. Gene Ontology annotation, cellular component: nucleus. The record is from RefSeq and is a predicted model, not a curated record.
UUCACGCGCCUGUGGAAGCGCCUCAAAGUCCGGCUGGCAGCGCGAGCUCCAUCAGUGCGCCUUCACACGAGCGGUCAUGACAGAGGAGCAGGAGAGGUCCAGCGCAGAGCCGCCGCCCCCGUGCAGUCCGGCCGGCUCGUGCAGCUCCGUGUCUGCGGAAGAGUCGGACUCUGACGCGCCUCCGUCUCCCGCUGGAUCUACCAGCCACGCGUCGCUCAUCAUCCCGGGAAUGGGCAAGAAGCUGGAGGACGAGGACGAGCGCUUCCCGGCGUGUAUCAGGGACGCGGUGUCUCAGGUGCUGAAGGGCUACGACUGGUCUUUAGUGCCCAUGCCGGCGCGCGGCAGCGGCGCGCACAAGAGCAAGCCGCACGUCAAGAGACCCAUGAACGCGUUUAUGGUUUGGGCUCAAGCGGCGCGCAGGAAACUGGCGGACCAGUAUCCACACCUGCACAACGCCGAGCUCAGCAAGACCCUCGGCAAACUCUGGAGGCUGCUGACGGAGAACGAAAAGAGACCGUUUGUGGAGGAAGCCGAAAGACUGCGAGUUCAGCACAAGAAAGAUCACCCGGAUUACAAAUACCAGCCGAGGCGACGGAAGAGUGUGAAGCCCGGUCAGGGCGAGUCCGAGCUGACCCAUCACGUGUAUAAAGCUGAGGCUGGGAUGGGGCGACUGGCGGGUCCAGUCACUGAUCAUACAGGUCAGCCUCAUGGACCCCCGACACCCCCUACAACGCCCAAAACAGACCUCCCUCACGGAGCAAAGCAAGAUCCCAAGCAUGAAGGAAGACGCUUGCUCGACGGCACGCGACAGAACAUCGACUUCAGCAACGUGGACAUCUCCGAGCUCAGCACAGACGUCAUCAGCAACAUGGAAAGCUUCGACGUGCACGAGUUCGACCAGUACUUGCCUCCGAGUGGCCAGCCUCUGAGCUCCGAUGGCUCGUACGCUGCGUCCUACAGCCACCCGGCAAGCAGCGGGGCCUCCUGGAGCCGCAAGGGGCCCGUGGCGUCCUCAUCGCCUGGCACCAGCGACGGCAGCCAGCACAGAGCUCACAUUAAAACUGAGCAGCUGAGCCCGAGUCACUACAGCGAGCACUCGGCCGAGUACGGCGUCUACAGCGCUCACGCAUGCGCCGCCUCGUUCCCCAGCACUCAGUGCGACUAUACAGACUACUACAGCCCCUACCCCAGCUACCCCUCCGGCCUCUACCAGUACCCCUACUUCCACUCCUCCCGGAGGCCGUACGGGAGCAACCUCCUCAACAGCCUGUCCAUCCCGCCCUCCCACAGUCCCUCGGCCAGCUGGGAUCCGCCGGUGUACACCACGCUCUCCAGGCCGUGAGCUCUGAGCCGUCUCCGUUACUGUACUGAAGGACAGCGUGAGCUGAAGGGGUUUGUGCCGACUAAGCAACGAGUGCCUGCUGAUUUUUUGACACAUCAAAACAUUGACGGUUGGUGGAUUUGUGGCUGCAGUGGAGAGCCAGCAGACAUCCUCUGUGAGGACUGCCGCCGCUCCAGGAGCAGAGAAAGGGAACAAUGAAUAUUCAGGAAGCAUCAGCUUCAGUCAGAAUCCAUCUGUGGUUAAUCCUUCUUUUUUUAUACGUAAAACGUGUUGAUUUUUAAUUGGCUAUUCCGUAUAUAUUUAUGUUGUGUUGUCGUUUGUUUCUGUUUUACAGUGCUUACAAAAGCUGAAAGGGUGGAGGGCUGAAAUGAUUUUGAUAAACAGCCGUGUUGUUUUUAACAAACAUUGUUUCUGAAAGCAUUCCAACUAACUCGCUGAAAAAUAAUAGAUGACAUUAAUCGUUAGCGACUGUUUUUUUGUUGUUGUUCAACGUAUGCAUAGUUUUAGUGAGCACUUUAACAUGUGGAAGGCUCUUCAUUUGCAGCAAGCUCAUUAACAAUUGUGUUUUUAACACCACCAGUCAUUGACGUCACAUGCGUAUUGUUAUCGGCUGUCUUAAUCAAUUUCCAUAAUUAUAUAGCGAUCCGUUGAACAUUUUAAUGACCUUUUAGGCUGUGAAACACACAAAACAGUGUUUACUCUACAUCGUUUCAUUCUUAUGUGUAAUUUAAAAGUGAUUCGGCUGUGAAUCUUCACUUUUGUUAACAAGGUUCAUCAUUACAAAGCGCUAACAGUAAUUGCUGGCAAUAUUUGUGGAAAAAUAAAUUUUAUAUCUGAAAAAUGCAACUGUCUAAACUGGAUACUGUUCCACUUGUGAAUACGAAUUUCCAAAAAGCAGUUGCAUUUAACUUAUGGUGCUUUUUUUUACUUGAUAAAAACAUUUUCAGUACUCCAGGCAAAAUAGUACAUUUUUCCCAGUUUAGUGAAAUGAUGAGGUUUUAUGGACAUACACAGCAAAUACAUGCCAUCACUAAAACACACGUCAUGGUUUUACUUUGGGAAAUAAUAAGUCUCUGUUCUAAGCAGCUGCUGCAGCGACAUUGUCUUACGUCUGUAACUGAAGCAGCAGCAGCUGUCAGUGCCAUGAUUCUGUAAUUUUCCUACCAUAUCUUGUUGUGAUAACAUUUUAGUUACAGUUUUAUAAGACAUAAACAACGACUACCA